Notolabrus celidotus (New Zealand spotty) is the source of this 2011-nucleotide messenger RNA. It is a transcript of the gene xgb, whose product is annotated as x globin. The transcript has 5 exons. Bases 314 to 916 code for a protein of 200 amino acids. The record is from RefSeq and is a predicted model, not a curated record. Gene Ontology annotation, molecular function: oxygen binding; heme binding. Lineage: Eukaryota; Metazoa; Chordata; Actinopteri; Labriformes; Labridae.
UCAACAUAAAAGCUUAAAAACCACCACGCGCACACCAUAUAUUGCGCUCAUCGAGGAGGGUCUUUAUUUUGAACUAAUUACCAGAACCUGCAUCCUGGCCGCCUGGUGUUCGCCGACUUGACAUUAAAUCGUGAUACUACCAGAAGAGUGUAGUUCAUGACGCAUUUGGAGCUGGAGUCGGGCGCGUGAACCAGAUGCCAGCAGCAUCAGAUGUCCUCUGUCACAAAACCAAUUAAGCCUAAUUAUCUUUAUUGAGUGACGCACUAAACAUCUUUUUCAUUUGAUAGGCUACUUUUAUAUUUUUUAAUGAAGAAUGGGCUGCGCAAUAUCAGGUCUGGCUGCAAAAGCGGAGUUUGGAGAGAGAAACACUGACGCUGCUGCAACUGCUGCUGUGUGCCCAAGCGGAGAUCAGAUUCAGAUGAUCAAGGAGUCGUGGAAAGUUAUCCGGGACGACAUAGCUAAGGUUGGAAUAAUAAUGUUCGUAAGGCUGUUUGAAACCCAUCCUGAAUGCAAGGAUGUCUUCUUCCUGUUUCGAGAUGUGGAGGACCUGGAGAGGUUGCGUACCAGUCGGGAGCUCAGGGCACAUGGUUUAAGGGUGAUGUCUUUUAUUGAGAAAAGUGUGGCCAGACUGGACCAGCUGGACAGACUGGAAGCUCUGGCUCUGGAGCUGGGAAAAAGCCAUUACCAUUACAACGCACCACCUAAGUACUACAGUUACGUCGGGGCAGAAUUUAUCUGUGCUGUGCAGCCCAUCCUGAAGGAGAGGUGGACGGUGGAGCUGGAGGAGGCGUGGAAGACCAUGUUCCAGUACGUGACGAGCCUCAUGAAGCAGGGAUACCAGGAGGAGAGCAGAAGACAGCACCUCCUCACCCUCUCCCCGAAGGAGAGACCAGAGAAGAGCAACACAGCGCUAUGAAAUCCUUCUCCUCUCACCUACAACUCAAGACUGUUGUUCCCAGCUCUGCACAGACAUGUGUUCAUGUAUAUAGUGUAUUUAUAGCAUAUAUACAGUCUUCUUUUCUACAUUGCUCAUGUUUACCACCAUCAUUGCUAUUGUAUCACAAUGAACAAAAACCUAAACACUUUUAUCAAACAAAGCACUUUAUUUCUGAACUUAAAUUCCUCUGCGGGACUCAGGAGAAUGACAUUACAAAGGGUUGACAGAAUACACUGGCUGCACUUAAUCCUGCCGUGUGAUGAAAAGAAAUGACCUUACCAGAAUUACAGCCAAUACUCUCUGUAUUCAUAACUCAAACACGCCUUUCAGUAAAUCCACAACUUUGAACCUUUUUUUGUGUCAUUUAUCUCUCAAAGAAAAUCUCAAUCACGUUCAACAAUUUAAGACUAUCAGUUAGACGGCUUGGUGGUUUAAAACGAGGAAGAAAAUUAGAUCAUUUUUACUUUAAAGGGGCAAAGAAGAUGUUCAUUUGGGGGAUAAUACAACUCAAAUUUGAUUUAAAUCUUCCCAAGCAGGUUAACAAUAACUUCAUUGAUGGACAGAAAAAAAUGGAGGGUAAUAACUGGAACAUUUAACAUUUUGCUUGAGACCCAGUCAUUUUAAAACAUGACAGCACAGCUCAUGUCAGCUGUAAAUACAACAUAAAUAGGGACUCUAACAAUUAAAUAGAAUGACAGGCAGCUAAUGAUUGGGCCCCACAGAUUUAACUCCAGAUGUGACACAGCUGUUGCAGACCUGGUUCUGAAGAAGAACUAAUGGUACUUUUGAUAAAGCUGACUUGGUUCUUCCUGUAUGUGUUUGGAGAACUCCUCAGGAUUUCUGUUCCUCAUCAUCAAUGCCACCAAGCAGCUGAGGAAGAGACAUUACCAUGCAAAAUAUGGUGUGAUAUCAAAGCAGCCACCUGGUGGAUGAACAGUGUUUCUGAGGCCUGCAGGUGAGCAGGAAGUAAGCCAGGUGGGGUGACGGACCGAGUGAAGGCCUUUCCCAUUCCCUCAGAUAGUACAGGCCAGUUUAGGUGCCUAAGAAGAUAUUAAAGAGUCUGUGUCUCAUUGA